UUAAUGUGCGGCCAAGUAGAAACACCCUGCAAAUCGUCGUUAGUUCGUAUCCAACGUUUCUGGAGGUUCCGUCCGCGACAUCUGCAAGGCUGGGUGAUUAGCCGCUGCAAAACAUACGUAUUUUAGAAACAAGAGGAAAUGUCUUUGCCCAAGAUUAUUUACUUCCCGGUUCGCGGCAGGGCUGAAGUCAUGAAGCUGGCCAUUGUGGCUUCUGGUAAUGACUUCGAGCUUGAGCAAAUCAACUACCAGGACAUGAAGGAGCACCCGGAGCUCUAUCCGUUCGGGCAGUGCCCAAGGCUUGUGGACGGCGACAUGGAUUUGGUGCAGUCAAACGCUAUUACCAGGUAUCUGGCCCGCAAGUACGGCAUGUACGGCAAAUCUGAAAAAGAGACUGCUGCUGUGGAUGUCAUUUUGGAGGGAGUGGAGUCCCUCCGUGUCAAGUACCUGAACCUCGUCUACCAGGACCAGCUGGCCACCAAGGACACCUACUGGACCACUCACGGGGACCUGGCAACAACUGCGGGGCGGAACGGUGGCGCCCAUCUGGCCUACUUCUCCCGGCUGCUAGCUCGCAAUGCGCCAACCGGGAAUGGCAAGGCGUUCGUCGGAUCGGAUCUCACCAUUGCGGAUCUGGCAGUGUACGACAUUGUGGAUCUGCACUAUCGCAUAUUCGAACAGGUUAUGAAGGCAACGUAUCCGGACCUGCUGGCCUUCCACGCUCACGUCUCGGGGCUGCCGGGCAUCCGGGAGUACCUGGCCUCCCCACGCCGGCUGGCCGCUGUCAACGGGAACAACCUGGGAUGAGAAACAGGAUGAGGAUGAGGAUGAGGAUGGGCUGGAACCGUAUGAUGAGAUGAAAUCGUCAUACCCUGCCGGUUCUUCCACACCAGGCUAUAGCCCUAUGUUGUUGUUGAUGCUGCCGGGGGCUGGGUUGGGGUGCCCUGUACGCAUGACUCAUCACUAGUGAUUGAAACUCACUAAUCCAAAGCCUUGCGCGACUGCUGUACGUUAUACUUGUACGAUCGUGGGUUUCAUUGUAUGGCAAGCGCGAUUGCAAGCCCAUCGCCAAUACUUUCCCAGCUUAGCACAUGAUACUUCAGUUACUGCGUUAGAGGUACAGUGCAAUCAAAGGGAUUCGGUCAACACCAGUCAAUUAGCACCUUUGUCAAGGGAUUUUUCCAUUUGACUACGUGAUGUGUUGUAGGGUUCAGGCCUUCUG
Messenger RNA from Volvox carteri f. nagariensis, 1219 nucleotides. RefSeq lists its product as uncharacterized. The record is from RefSeq and is a predicted model, not a curated record. Lineage: Eukaryota; Viridiplantae; Chlorophyta; Chlorophyceae; Chlamydomonadales; Volvocaceae. Gene Ontology annotation, biological process: glutathione metabolic process. The coding region runs from base 139 to 804 and encodes 221 amino acids. The transcript is spliced from 7 exons. Gene Ontology annotation, molecular function: glutathione transferase activity.